Drosophila obscura is the source of this 1056-nucleotide messenger RNA. It is a transcript of the gene Vps24, whose product is annotated as charged multivesicular body protein 3. Gene Ontology annotation, biological process: protein transport; endosome transport via multivesicular body sorting pathway; late endosome to vacuole transport. The record is from RefSeq and is a predicted model, not a curated record. The coding region runs from base 99 to 770 and encodes 223 amino acids. The transcript is spliced from 3 exons. Gene Ontology annotation, cellular component: ESCRT III complex; multivesicular body. Lineage: Eukaryota; Metazoa; Arthropoda; Insecta; Diptera; Drosophilidae.
AAAUAAUUAUAAACAAAAAUGACUCACUGGGAAUAUUAAACAAAAUAAAAGUUAAAGUAUUAAAACAAUUCGUACUGCUUUCACUCCCGAACAGUGCAAUGGGUUUAUUCGGCAAAACUCCAAGCAAAGACCCCAAAGAACAGGUGCAGGAAUGGACGCACAAGAUACGAAAAGAGGGCAACCAGCUGGAUCGGCAAAUUCGCAGCAUACAGCGGGAGGAGGAUAAGGUGAAGCGCUCGCUGAAACAGGCCGCCCAGAAAAAUGACCGUGACACCUGCGUCAUUCUGGCCAAAGAAAUAGUGAAUGCGCGCAAGGCCGUCAAUCGCAUAUAUACGUCAAAGGCUCAUCUCAACUCUAUACAGAUGCAGAUGAAAAAUCAGUUAUCCACCCUGCGUGUUGCUGGCUCGCUGCAGAAGUCAACGGAAGUCAUGCAGGCCAUGCAGAAUCUGGUUCGCUAUCCGGAGCUGGCGGGUAUUAUGCGCGACAUGUCGAAGGAGAUGAUGAAAGCCGGCAUUAUCGAGGAGAUGCUGGAUGAGACAAUGGACUCACUGGAAGAGUCUGAGGAGCUGGAGGAAGAGGCGGGAAAGGAGGUGGACAAGGUUCUGUGGGAGAUAACGGAUGGGAAGCUCGGCGAAGCUCCCCUGCCACCAGAGGCUACUCCAGCGGACAAAACACCGGCAGCGCCCGCAAGAGUCGAGGUCGAGGAGGACGAUGACGAAGGCGAAGAAUUGCAGGAGAUGCAAAGCCGGCUGGCAUCGCUGCGUUCCUAGAUUAAUAGCAAUAGGGGUGGUCUUUCAAUUAUUGUCGGGAAGUAGGGCAGACUCUAUUCCAGCACUUUGAAAAUGUCUCCCUCCCAAAAUUUCAGAUGCUAGCACCCGAAUCAGUGAAUUAUAAAAACCAAAAUACUAGCAAGAAACGGAUAGUUUCACUUUCUGUGCACUCUAGUGCACUUCUGUUCAAAUUGUUUUGAACUGCACGCUUUUAACCGUUACAUUUACAAAAGUUACAUUUUAUUUAUUGUAUAAUUUCUUUGUAUAAAAAUCGAUAUAUGCUGUA